Nycticebus coucang (slow loris) is the source of this 6195-nucleotide messenger RNA. RefSeq names its product OTU deubiquitinase 3 (gene OTUD3). The record is from RefSeq and is a predicted model, not a curated record. Gene Ontology annotation, molecular function: cysteine-type deubiquitinase activity. Gene Ontology annotation, biological process: protein deubiquitination. The transcript has 8 exons. Bases 137 to 1330 code for a protein of 397 amino acids. NCBI's taxonomy places the organism in Eukaryota, Metazoa, Chordata, Mammalia, Primates, Lorisidae.
GUCCGCGUCGCCGUCGCCGGGCUCGGUCGUCCGGCUCUGCCGCCGCCGGCGCCGCUUCGCCUUCUCGGCGUCUGAGGCGGUCGCCAGGCGGGCGUGUGAAUUUUCCUCCUGCCGCUGCCGACCCCGGGUCAGGACCAUGUCCCGAAAGCAGGCGGCGAAGAGCCGUCCCGGCAGCGGCAGCCGGAAAGCCGAAGCCGAGCGCAAGCGGGACGAGCGGGCCGCGCGUCGGGCCCUGGCCAAGGAGCGGCGGAACCGGCCGGAGUCCGGCGGCGGCGGCGGCUGCGAGGAGGAGUUCGUCAGCUUUGCCAACCAGCUGCAGGCCCUGGGGCUGAAGCUGCGGGAGGUGCCGGGGGACGGCAAUUGCUUGUUCAGAGCUCUUGGUGAUCAAUUGGAGGGACACUCACGAAAUCAUCUCAGGCACCGACAGGAGACAGUGGACUACAUGAUAAAGCAGCGGGAAGAUUUUGAACCCUUUGUAGAAGAUGACAUUCCUUUUGAGAAACAUGUGGCCAGUUUGGCAAAGCCUGGUACUUUUGCUGGCAAUGAUGCAAUUGUAGCCUUUGCAAGAAAUCAUCAAUUGAAUGUGGUGAUUCAUCAACUUAAUGCCCCUUUGUGGCAGAUUCGGGGCACAGAUAAAAGCAAUGUGAGAGAGUUACACAUCGCAUAUCGGUAUGGUGAGCACUAUGACAGUGUACGGAGGAUCAAUGACAACUCUGAAGCACCUGCACAUCUCCAGACAGAUUUUCAGAUAUUUCGUCAAGAUGAAUCAAAUAAAAGAGAAAAAAUCAAGACAAAAGGAAUUGACUUCGAAGAUGACCUGAGAGAUGAAGUAGAGGAUGCUGUUCAGAAAGUCUGUAAUGCCACGGGAUGUUCAGAUUUUAAUUUAAUAGUCCAGAACCUGGAAGCUGAAAAUUAUAAUAUUGAAUCUGCAAUAAUUGCCAUGCUUCAAAUGGACCAGGCGAAAAGAAAUAAUGCAGAGGAGAAUCUUGAGCCCAGUGGUCGAGUGCUAAAGCAAUGUGGCCCUUUAUGGGAGGACGGUGGCAGUGGUGCCAGAAUCUUUGGAAAUCAGGGCUUAAAUGAAGGCAAGGCUGAAAACAGUAAGGUAUGGGCCAGCCCUAGUGAAGAAGACAAAGCAAAUAAGAACCAGCUGCCAAAGGUCACAAAUAAACAGAAGAGAGAGCAACAGCGGCUGGAGAAGAAGAAACGCCAGGAGGAAAGGCACCGUCACAAAGCCCUGGAGAGAAGUAGCCUCAGGGACAACAACAGAAGUGAAGCGGAUGCGAACACACAGGUCACCUUGGUGAAGACCUUUGCUGCUCUCAACAUCUGACACCCUGGCCUCCUGGGAGUAAAAUAAAAGCCGGUGGAAAAUGGAGUGCUGCGGAUCAGGCUUUCCAGUGAGGCCGUCCUUUUACAAAAUGAAACACAACCAAGAAAACCCAUACCUAAGCUCGCACACAGAGUUAGUUUCUUUCAGGCUGCCUGUUUUUGGUUCAGUUUUAUCAGUGAUGUGUUUUGUUUAAUGAAAGUACAGUGAAGCCAUUCAUACUGUGUUAUACAAAUAUAAAAUACUGAGUUUUAGAGGCGGAUGAAUAGGUCAGGAAAAAAACCUUUGAAGUGUGGCUUUAUUUACCCUGAAAAUUGGAGUUUAGUGACCCUGGGAUCUUUCCUUAACAUUUGGGGUGAGUUUUGCUAUAAUUGUUUGUGAAGUAGUUUAGAAUAAUUGUUAGAAAUUCAGAGUGACAAGUUUCCUUGGUUUCACUGUCAUUUUCAAACAGAUAUUAACGUAUAGAGUCGUUUAUAAAUGAUCUCCAACUCAGGAACCUGUGAGAUUUAAUUUUCUUCUGAUCCAAGUUACUCAGAAAAUAAUUCAGGAAUUGUUUUCCCAAGUAAUAUGAUAUGAGGGUGUGGCCUGUAGUCAGGAUGGAAAUUAAAAAAAACAAACCUAUACUUCUUUUCUUCCUGAGGCUGAUGUCACUUCGUAUGGGCUGCAGGUGCUGUUAAUUCAUUUGCACUCAAGCCAUAUGAUCAAUGCACCUGACUGUUAAUUGGGCCUGGGCAUUUCUGGGAGGUUGACAGUGUUGUCUAGUCUUUGGUUCUUACUUCCUGACAACAGGAAGAUGAUGGGUUACCGCUUGUGAUGCAGUUUUGGAAUUCUAUAGAGCAGGGUCUGUAGUUGUAGAAGGAGAACGGGAUUCCUGGGGUUUUACCUAGGAGGAGUAUAAAGAAUUAUUUGCUUUUAUGGGAGGAGAAAUCUGGAAGAAUAAGGUUUUUCAUGUUCACAUGAAAUACCUAUUCUCUAUUAUUCUAGAGUUAGAAAGAUGACUUCAAGAAAUAAAUAUAAUCUGACCUUAUAGGUUGGUAAACGUUCUUAGUAUUUUAGAAAUGAAAUCUCAUAAAAUGUCACUUUUUUUUUUUUUUUAAUUUAAGCCCUGUUGUUUCUUUUGAUUUUGAGAAAACUUUCCAGCAUCUACCAGAAGUUGUCAGUGACUUAGGUUGGACAGCAUGGAGAACAUAUUUUGGUUAAAGCUUUUGAAUGACUCUAUAGUUCUGAAAUAGACAGAUUUGGGCAAUGGAGAGAUGGCAUUCCAAAAACGGAAUUAGGUGGACAUGAACUGUAAAGCUGUAACGAAUGAGGUGAUCAAUCUUGGGCAGUCUUUCCCUUUGGGGGACCUAAUAUUUGGGCAAAGAAUAUAUGUUGAGUCAAAAGAUAAAUUAUUAGUUGUUUCCCCUUCCCCUCAAAUUUUAAAAUUAUAAAAAUUUGGAGACAAAGGUAAAACUAAAAAUGUUUCAAUGUGUAUAGACAUACUGGCUAGCGGGCCCUGCAUUCAUUGACUUGUCCAGCAGGCCAUUUGCUUCCUACAGUUUUAAUGAUGAUGCCUUUUGAUUUUUUGUUUGUCAUUGGUGGCCUUCUGUGGAUGGAACAUCAGUAGUCUCUUGAAAUGGUUCCCAGGACAUUGUGGUUUGGGCUUUUUUCUGGGUACAUUACUUUGUAGUAUUUAGUAGGUUUUAAAAACCACACAUUUUUUUCCUCUGCACAUUGUGGGGUCCUAAGUUUGAGGCUCCAGUGCGGUACUCAAUCCAAACAAGUGAAGGCUCUCUGUGGCCUUCCUCCAAGGGAGUGGGAGCCAGUGCUUCAGCAUCUCUACUCUCUUGGCUUGCAACUCCGGGCAGAUUCCUGACUGGCAGAGCUUGUCUGAGUGAACACUUCCCUGUCUGUUUUGUGCUGCUUGAGUACAGAAGAUCAGAUCCUGUCUGAUCAAAAUGGUGUACCAGAAAUUCAGAUGUAGGAUUCAGAAACAGAAAUAGUAGAAUGGCAUUAAAAAUACUUGGUUAAUGAAGGUGGCCUUGAGCCUUGUUGUGUUUUAGAAGGUGCUAAAAAGUUAUUAAAGAAUAUUGGGAACAUUUGUUUAUAAAUUACCUAAUUCUGAUAAUAGCAUUUCUGGGUAUAACAGUGGUUUUAAAAACUAAUCAUAUGUCCUUAGUAAUUUUCUUUUAUUACAUUUCACAGCUUUCCAGUUAUAAUUGGUCUGGGUUUAGUAUGUUAAUUAUUAGGAAUGAGCUACAUGCAGCCAACUUCAAUAUCUUUUAGCCUGAGGGUUUGAAUUUUGUCUCCACUGCUUUAGUCUCACUGCAGGGUGUAAGAUAGAUGGAAUCCAUAUGCCUAGCUGCCUUAGUGGGCACGUGAAAAUUCUUCCAUUGGCAGCCAAGUGGAGGCCAAGUGUGUUUAGUCUUGGGGUGACUGUUGACAGUGACUGUUAACCCUAGUGCAGUUACUCACGUGAACUCUGUCUUACGAGCUCAGUCUGUCUUCACCUCUGUGUUGCAUCUUGGCUGAUAGAGAUUUCUAUUACAUGGGAUUCUGUCUUGGUAGCUUUAUAGUGUGGCCAGGAGACAGAAUAGGGCAGUGGUGUGUGCUUAGCUACUUACUGGUCUUAUAAACUGUAUAUAAAGGUUUUAUGGAUUUUAAAAAAAGAUUUUUUUUACAAGUCAAAAUAAAUAAAACUUUAGUGGCAACAGCUUUGAAUUAGAGGGGUAGAUACAUUAAAACAACAUAAAACCACAACUUCUAACUAACAUAGUUGCCACCAGGAGAUAUUAGAAGGGUAGAAUGUGUAUAGGUGUAUUUAGUUUUUCAAUAAUAGGAAUGUACACUUUUAGGAGCAAAGUAUGGUUGAGGAAUUGUGGCAGAAAGAAUUUACAUGGUAAAGUUGUCUGUCUCUUAUAAGCUCUGAAAACACUUCCAAUGCCAUUUUGGUUCUGAGGGCUUGUGAAGUGGAAUCUCCCUUGCAGGGCAGCUAGAGCUGGGCUUGGAGGGAGCCUUUCUGCAGGUGAUUCGUAAGGCUCUGCCCUUUUCCCCCAGGAAACUUGUACAAUGUGAAACCAUAGGAUUGUGGGGGGCCGGAGGAGGGCAUGUGAAGUCGGGCACAGAGCUGCUCACAAAUGAUGGAGAUGAGGUGGACUUUGGCACCGAAGCUUGUAGUGAGUCCCUGUAGUCAAUGUGCAAUUUCUCUCAUUCUGAGAAACUCUUUAGACUCUGCCUGGGUUUUACUGGGUCAACAUAAAAUGCCCUCAGUUUACCUCUGAAAUAUCUGGUCAGUUAAAGGAAGCUUGGAUUCCUCAUCAGUGGUGACUGAAAGCCACGCUGAUCAAGGGUCUUUGCUGGCUGGGGGAAGAGAAUAGAGCUUCCUGCUUUUAGUGUGUCCAUUGGUGGCCCUCUCAGACUCUCCUUUGGGUAGGUGCACAGCUUGUCACCUUUUUACCUCAGGGCUCUGCCUCGCCAUUUUGAACGUUUAGAUUUGGAGUCUGAUGCCUUUGUUCUGUUUUGCCAUUCAUGUUAUUUCUAGUUUCAUUCAUCUCAGCUUUCAGAACAGGUGUUAUUAAUGCUCUGGGGCCUUUGACAGUUGUUCUGAGGUGAUCUAGUAAUGGCACUUUUUAUAAGAUGGCUCUAAAGUAAAUUGUGUUUGUCCACUGAUGUCAUUGAAUUGAAGAUCUAGAUAGCAUGUUUAAACUAUAAAAAAUCUGUCAUCGCGUAUGAGAAAGGGGAAAAAUCAGUAAUUUUAGGGAAGUGGAGAUACUAGGGAGCACCAAUCGCCAAGUGCAUGUACAGUGUGUGACUGUGCUGCUGAGCUGGGCCAUGAGAAAGAGCUGUGCCUUGAGGGUGGUCCAGCCCUCUUCUGUCCCACGGUAAAAUUCCCCUGUAACCUCAUGCCCUUAACUGGUUCUUCUAAGUGGUGGCUGUCUAGUCUCUAACUGCCCUCAUCAGGACUACUUUGUAGUAUAAUGCCAAUGUUUAAUAUCUUUGCAGGAUUUACUUGAGAAGGGGCUGGAAGCAGUGUAAAUGAUCUAAAAGUGUGAAUUUUGGCAUAGUGAAUUUAUUUUCAGCAGGGCAUCCCUGUGGCACAGAGCUGCUCCUGCUCGUGGCAGGUAGUGAUCGCUGGACUAAACCACAGUCGGGCGCUUAAUCUGCACGUCAGCAUCCUGCAGGUCUCUCUUCCCAGCCAUCCAUGACAAUCAUUUGAGCUCAGUCACAGACCUCAGCUGGGGGUUUCAUCCCUUGGCAGGUCCCUUGAGUGAUGCUGGUGAGAGGUUUCUCCCAUUUUCCCAUUCCUGUGGCUCAUUUUUCAUGGUAGGAAGGGCCCAUGGCCUUCCUAGCUACCCUUCCAGCAUCCUUCACCAGCACUAAGCUCAGAGGAAAUUUGAAGAAAAGAGCCAGGAGUCAGACUUCACCCCUGCCUGCUCCCCUUCUAAUGUGGAAGCGUUCGCAAGCGUCAUCCCCUUUACAAAGGAGGGUGAGUCUGUGGAGAAAGGGCCUUCUCUUUUUUCUAUUUGCACUAUAUACUUGUUGUAGCUUCAGUCUGGAGAUAUCUAAGACCUCCGUGGGGUCAUGAUCCAUAGACUCAGCAAGUCUUGCCUUAUCUAUGGAGCUUGAUGGUGAGAAAUGUGACCGUUGUCUGAUGUCCAUAGUUCGUUUCCCACAUGUUGUUUCUUUCGACAGAUUGUGUUCAUCUGAACCAUUUUAUUUUUUAUUUACCAAAGUACUGUACUUGGCUAUUUGCAGUGUUUUCAAAACCAAAUGUUUCUUUCUUUGUGUUUUUAAUCUUUAAUACUUGGUGCAAUAGAAGCUGCAAAGAUGUGCCACUUUAUCUAUGAAAUGGAGUUUUGUAUACCAAUAAAUUCUAGUUUAAAAACAAA